Molecule: messenger RNA, 714 nt
Organism: Phyllostomus hastatus (greater spear-nosed bat)
Lineage: Eukaryota; Metazoa; Chordata; Mammalia; Chiroptera; Phyllostomidae
Gene: RESP18
Product: regulated endocrine specific protein 18
Exons: 5
Cellular component (GO): endoplasmic reticulum
Source: RefSeq, a predicted model, not a curated record
AUGGCUUACAUAAAACGGGAGCGGGCGCCUGGGGAUGGGAACCUUAAACGGAAGGGGCUGGGUAGGCCUCUGCAGCAGCAGGGCCCGCCGGCGAUUGGCGGAGCUGCCAAGAGAUGGAUGUGUAGAUCUAACCCACAAGCGGGUGGAGAGCGUCAACCCUGCUUAGCCUCUCCGGCCGCGGUCUCCUCCAUCCCUGAGACUUAGAUGAGGAACGAGAGCGCGGAGCGCAGGAGGAUGCGGCGCCCGCUGUGGCCUGGGAGCUCCGGGGAGCUCCGUCUGCUCCUCUGCUUCUUGCUGCUGAACAGCCUCCCAGGGGGCUGCAGAGACCUUACUGGCCACCGUCAGGAGGAAACUGGAGUGGAGCAGCUCUGGCCCUUCCAAGGAUUUCCCACCCCAGUCUCCUGGCACUUGUAAGUUGUACUCCAGCAGAUUAUGCUCCAAGGUUUGUUCUGGAAGGGUGACAUCACCUAGGAUGUGAUGACCCAGAAGAAGGAAUACAUAACAAGCAGACUCCAUCCCCAAGAUUUCUGUCUGAGGGAUGGGCAGGCAUCCUUUCCCACCAAAACCACUGGGAGCCCAAUGGUCCAGGUGAACAGGGAUCAGUGCUUUACCUCCAAAAUGGUUUCAAAGGCCCUGAAAUAACAGGUGGCCAACCCUGUCAAGGGCUUCUUUGAGCCACCCUCCACUGUGGAACGCAAUCUCGCCGCUGAUUGA